Molecule: messenger RNA, 1533 nt
Organism: Ectocarpus sp. CCAP 1310/34
Lineage: Eukaryota; Phaeophyceae; Ectocarpales; Ectocarpaceae
Source: the annotation of a GenBank genome assembly
AUGAUGAAGCUGUUUGCGCCCGUGCCUCAACGACUGGUUAACAUAGCAAGCCUGAUCGAAGCCUUCGCCAAGGACGCCAAGGACGCCAAGGACUCCAAGGACGCCACGGACGCCGCAGUGAGAGAAGUCUGUGCAACGUGCCUGCGGUGGUCGAGCCUCACGUUCGGAAUCAAGGAACUGAGGAUCCAGUACGCGGUCGACGCGGAGAUAGCCCGUUUCGCGAGGCUGUUGUCGAUCGAGAAGAAUCAGAGGUACGAUCUGGAGAGCAUCAACAAGAACCACACCAACAUGCAGAAGAACUACAAGGACAUCAGGAAGUCGCAAGAAUGUGUGACCAAGCUCGAGGAGCGGAUGCUGCAGCUGGAGACGAUCGUCGCUUCGCUCAGGUCGUCGGAUCCAUCGUCAUCGUCGUCGUCUACGCCAUCGUCAUCGCCACCGCCACAUCAAUCAAAGAAGGUCGUGUACAAGCCGCGGCCUCGUCCGACCUCUAAGUCUUCGUCAACUAAAUCUGCACCCGUGCAGCAAACCACGAACGAGAUGAAGGUGGCGCACAUGCGGAGCGUGUCGGCGCAGCUCCAGCUCGAUCGUACGGCGCUGAUCGCCUUCAACAAGAAAAACAUGGCGUUGCCCGAGAGCGAGAGGCACGUCUGGGACAAGAGGGUGAAGAGGAAGGACGGCAGCGUCGUCGUCCAGCGGUUGGACAGGAUCGUCGACAACGCCAGCCUGGACUGCUUGCUGAGAAACGACGCCCUGAGGGCCGUGGUCAACGGCAUGCUUGUCGGCGACGGCGGGCCGGAGCUGAGCAUGACGUCGACGAUCCGCACGAAGUACCGGGUGUUCCUCCGAGACGGCAAGCUCACUACGAUCAGCGCGCAGUUCAAGGGCGGCGUCGGGACCGAGUACCUGUGGACGGAGGACGCCGCGCUCCCACGGCCGUCCGCGGACUGGAUGAAUGGCACGAGGCGCCGAAUGGAUCCGCGCAGGGCUGACGCCGAACCCCGGACCAUGGCGCUGUGGGUUCCCGAAGAAGAAGUUUGUGAGGGGGAGGAGGAAGGAGCCGUGCCGCAGGAGGGGGGUGGCGACGGAGACGACAGCGGCAGUUCGAGUGACAGCUCGAGUGACAGCUCGAGUGACAGCAGCGACGAUGACAGCAACGACGGCAACGACGGCAACGGCAACGACGGCAACGAAGGUGACAACAACGACGACAACAACGACGACAACGAGAGCGGGCGUGUCGAUGAACCUGUGCAGAAGGAUGGUGUUGGCGAGGGUGGUGCAGAGAGUGUAGCACAUGGUGCAGAGAGUGUAGCACAUGGUGCAGAGAGUGUAGCACAAGGUGCAGAGAGUGCAGCACAAGGUGCAGAGAAUGCGGAGAGUGUGGGAGACGAGUCAAUCGUUGGCCUUAAGCGCGCUUUGGACGCAGCAGUAGCGGGAGACACGUCUUCGAACUCGGAGUCGGAGUCGGAGUCGGAAUCAGUGUCGGAGUCAGAGUCGGAGUCGGGCGCGCCCAAGAGGCCGCGCGUAAUGUAG